Molecule: messenger RNA, 3970 nt
Organism: Punctularia strigosozonata HHB-11173 SS5
Lineage: Eukaryota; Fungi; Basidiomycota; Agaricomycetes; Corticiales; Punctulariaceae
Product: vacuolar protein sorting-associated protein 26
Exons: 11
Coding region: 181-1074 (297 amino acids)
Biological process (GO): intracellular protein transport; retrograde transport, endosome to Golgi
Cellular component (GO): endosome; retromer complex
Source: RefSeq, a predicted model, not a curated record
CCGGUCACUACGCACGCGCCCCGCAGGCUUACAGUCUCAUUACUGGACGACCAAAGAAAGGCUCCCACAUAACCACAGUCAUCUGGGUCUAACCGCCUCUAGUCCUCGACGAGUAUCUUGGCCCUGUGUUCUGGCUCUACUGGUGUUCGGCGUUAGCUGGUCGAACAGUCCGUCUGCAACAUGGCCGCUUACUUCUUCGGAACGCCUAUCGACGUCGAAGUCAAGCUGGAUGGAGAAGAGUUACGGAAACAGGUCGAGGUCAAGCUGGAGAAGGAACGCACGAUUCAGUGCCCAGUUUACUAUGACGGAGACUCUAUCAGUGGUCAGGUCGUAGUGCGACUACGAGAUGGCAAGAAAUUGGCCCACGACGGCAUCAAGGUUGAAUUCGUGGGCAGCAUAGAGCUAUUCUAUGACCGGGGUCAUCAUCACGAGUUCCUGUCUUUGUCUCAAGAACUAGCGGCACCUGGAGAGAUGCGACAAGCCCAGACCUUCGACUUCAUGUUCAAGAAUGUCGAGAAGCAGCACGAGAGUUAUCAAGGUAUUAACGUCAAGCUACGAUAUUUUGUACGAGCUACGAUCGCCCGAAGAAUGGCGGACGUGACGAAGGAAAAGGAUAUUUGGGUGCACUCUUUCCGCAUGCCUCCGGAUAGUAACAACUCGAUCAAGAUGGAGGUUGGCAUCGAAGACUGCCUGCAUAUCGAGUUCGAAUACAACAAGUCAAAGUACCACCUCAAAGACGUUAUCGUCGGGAAGAUAUACUUCCUACUGGUGCGAAUAAAAAUCAAGCACAUGGAGCUGUCGAUUAUCCGUCGAGAAACGACCGGCGCGCCGCCUAAUCAAUACAAUGAAAGCGAGACUAUUACAAAGUUCGAGAUCAUGGAUGGCGCUCCUGUCCGUGGGGAAACGAUACCCAUCCGACUGUUCUUGGGAGGUUUUGACUUGACGCCGACGUUCCGAGAUGUCAACAAGCGCUUCAGCGUGAGGUAUUAUCUGAAUCUGGUUCUAAUCGACGAGGAGAACCGGCGGUACUUCAAACAGCAGGAAAUCACCGUAUUCAGGAUACCAGAGAAUUGAUUGGCUUCUGCUCGGCUACACGUUGUACGACCUCAUACUAUUCGUAUUUAUCCCCACAUUUUCUCCGUGCUCUCUGCCGGGCGCUGCGUCCAAAACUUUCCAGAGAUCUUGGGAAUUGGGCAGUGUCCGUGCACGCAUUGUUCAUGACCAUCGUAUGGCUAAACUACGGGCAAAGUCGAAAAACAGGGAAAAGGCGGAUUUAAGGUACGUAUACUAAGAGCAGGAACCCGAAACCCCUCAUAGUUCAAUGCAAUAUUGCACUCAUCGUGGUGUCAACGUCGAUCCUCCCUGAAGACUGGAUCCAACUGAACGCGGAAGUCCUUCUCCGUAUGAAUUGCUGGUCCCCACCAGGGACCCGUGCGGUGCCGGCACCUCGAAUUCGAUGUGCUCAAUCGGUAUACUGUCUCGCGAAAACGACGUGCUUGUGGGCGUUGGGGUGUUCCUAAGAGGCGCAUUUCCAUAGCUCUUCACCCUGUCCACUUGCGCAGGCGAUCGAACGCUACCGCGAGGACUGCUCGCCAAUCGGGGCCGAACUCGGACGUCCAGCACACCAUAUUCGGCCGAACUUGUCGAGUCUUGACUGCCAUUCCGUGUUCGCGGUCCCGACGGUCGUUGCCUACCUACUGGAGCUGGUCGCUGAGGCAUAUCGAAACGAGGCAGGUUGAUGUUGUUGGAUGCCGGAGGAGUUGCUGGCGGUGUGACCAUGGCCUGCGCUGGCGGGGCGAUGUCAAACUCGGUCUGUACCAUGCCUGAAGAUGGUAUGGCACCGGACUUCGGGUUAAUGACGAUUUCCUGCUCCCCGAACGUCGUCCUGUUCGCAGUCUUGACCGGCGCGGGAUUUGUGAAAGGGGACUUUGACCUUAUACUUCUACCGGACGCUAUCGUUCUCCUGCUCUUACCGCUCCAGCUGGACUGUCGAGAGACAGAGACGUCUGCUAGUCCCAUUUCGGGAUCGAGCAUGCGCGUUUCGUGCUGGGCGACUGGAAGAGGUAAAGUGGGGAAGUGCUUGGUGAGAUCUUCGAGGUCCGCGGAGGUAUUGGAACCGAAGCUCUGACCCGAACCGAAAGCCCUGCGUCGGCGUUCGACGAGCAGGUCGGUUACCUUCUCUCCCGCGUAUGUGUUGGUCCGGAACAAAGCAGGCGGCUGGGAUACGGGCAACGGCACGAGGUUGGAGAAAGGGGCUGCGGAGACUGGCGAGCCCUCCUUGAGUCCCGAUCCAAACCAAAGUUCCGGGUUCGCAUAUGGGUGGCCGAUGUGCGGUACGACUGGACGUUGCACGCGAGAAUGGCUGACGAUCCAUUCGGACUGAGGGCGAGACUUGAGGCUCGAUUCGGCUUUCGAUGUGAACUCCGAUGGGCUGGGGAGGUCCAAAGCAGAGAAGCGGACGUCAAGAGUAGGUGCUUUACCCAUCUCAAAAUGAACUGUGACGCGGCUGGCAACAGAGUAGGUGGAAAGAUUCGUCUUGGCCGUGGACGUCGCAGAUGGUUUCCGCGAGACAGGUGCCAUGGUCAGAUAACCGGGCCCGAGAUUCUUGAGGAGCUGGUGCUCAUCUGACAUGUCAUCUCCUGUCUGGAGAGAAUGCGGCAUGCUCGUGCGUGCUGUACGAACGGUGGAAGCAUGGCUGAGAGGAUUAUACACAGAUUCCCGCAUGCGCCGCUGUAUGUCCAUGACCAUCGAAACAUGUUUCUCGUUCUCAAUCUCCUCCAUCUUCGGCUCCGCUCCAAUAUGCUGGAACGUGCGGGGGUCAGGCAGGCCAAUGCGACCUUUGAGAUCAGAGCGAAUCUGGGCGUCCAGAAUUUGAAAGUUUUCCCGAACGUCAAGUCCUUUGACGACUCCUAUGAUUAAGCACGCCCGGCCCAACAGACGGACGAUACGUCGGAUGAUGGCCUCGCUAAAUCCGGCCUGAGCAAAACCUAUGACAGUUUCGAUCGCGCCUAAUUUGAUACCGAGGGCGAUCCAACCUAUGCCACGGAACAGUAUGCUUUCAUCAUCACUCUCACCGCGGGUCUCGAUCCGCCUUUGAGAUAUAAAUGCCUUCAUCAGGCGGAAGAACGCGAGCAUAAAACAGAUAGCUUGAUAUGCGGUAAUGAGGGCGAGCGAGAGGCUACUGAAGAACGCCCAUUCAGUGUUUGCAGCCUGGUUCUUGAAUCCUACCACCACUGUCGCAGGGGCGUCAGGAGAGGGUAUUGAGCGGUAUGAAAUGCCGAUGAAUGAACUGAUUUCGUUGAGAAAUAUCACGGUCGGUAUGAAUACGAGAAGUAAGUAUCUCGCAAUGCGUUGGAAUCGCUUCGGGAUAUCAGGGAUGACAUCGGAGGAGAGGAAGGUGAAGAGGAAGGCGAUAUAGAGGAGUAGGGGUAUGCCCGAUGUUGCACCGACGACAAUGUCAAAGGCCUUGAAUCGGGUGGCCGAGUUGGUAAUCGGUGAUAAAAAGUGCGAAAUGAAGUCAAGUCCCGCGACUAAGAAGUAAAGCACGCCCUCCGCGGCGAGCAACAAAUGCUUCCAUCCUUUGCCCCACUUGAUAACGACAAGCAGGAUGGCGAAGAUAGUGCCAAGACCGGGUGGAAUGAGGAUGAUUGCCGCUUCAAGUCUGGUAAGACCAACGCAUCGCAGGAUAGGAGCAGAAGAGACACAGAUUGUCCCCAUCGAACGUCUGGUCUUUGUACGUAUUCAAUGGCGAGAGAUGCAGUGCAUCAUCCAGGUCAAAGGCCGGCUGGAGAGAACCUGUUAGGAGAUACGCGCGCGAGACCUGCCAGAGAUCCUGCAGAGGUACGAAAGGAAUGGAAAGCAGACUGGCUGCAAGAGGACCGUCGACACCAGCGAAAGAAACGAAAUAGAGGAGAAAGUCGAAAGCGAAGCCCGCCUUUCUAAGUCCGUCGAUGCAUCCCCUCAGUCUCAC